Messenger RNA from Microstroma glucosiphilum, 1140 nucleotides. RefSeq names its product Undecaprenyl diphosphate synthase. Bases 92 to 1072 code for a protein of 326 amino acids. Gene Ontology annotation, molecular function: ditrans,polycis-polyprenyl diphosphate synthase [(2E,6E)-farnesyl diphosphate specific] activity. The transcript has 3 exons. Gene Ontology annotation, cellular component: membrane; lipid droplet; dehydrodolichyl diphosphate synthase complex. The record is from RefSeq and is a predicted model, not a curated record. Lineage: Eukaryota; Fungi; Basidiomycota; Exobasidiomycetes; Microstromatales; Microstromataceae.
ACGCUCCUACAGCUUCCUAGUCUAGCACUCAUCCACGCACUCAUGGUCUGGCCCACGAGCCCUUCAUUCACUAUCCUUCCUCUCGUCUAGCAUGGUCACCCCGGAGGAGAUCGGCGCCGGUCUCCUCUCCCUCUUCCACCUCUUCCUGCUCCCCUUGACCUGGCUUUCCCUCACACCUACCGCCUUCCUCCUCUCGGUCCUAGCCCUAGGCCCGCUACCCAGGCAUGUAGCCUUCAUCAUGGAUGGCAACCGACGUUGGGCUCGCUCCCUGAACUCGCGCAUCGAAGCAAAACAGCAGCAGCAGGAGCGCCAAGGUUCUGCAGAAGGACAAAAGACACCUUCUGGCCAUCAGAGUGGCUUCCAGGCCCUGAAGCGGGUGCUGGACCUCUGCCUACAGCUCAAGGCCAUUGAGCACGUGACAGUGUAUGCCUUUGCCAUUGAUAAUUUCAAGCGCAAGGCAGAGGAAGUUGAUGAACUCAUGGCGCUGGCUAGGUCUAGUCUCAUUGAGCUGGCGGGUCACGGAGAGCUACUGGCGCGGCAUCAAGCUAGGUUGAGGGUGGUGGGGAGGGUGCACCUGUUACCUCCGGACGUGCAGGAGGCGGUCAGAAGGGUGGAGGAUCUGACCAGGGACAACAAGGGUCCCACGCUCAAUAUCUGCAUACCCUACUCAUCGAGGGACGAAAUGGCAGGCGCAGUCCGCUCGCGUGUGGAGGCCAAGAUGCGGGCACAGAGGCCGCAAGCCAACGGCCACUGUCACAGUCCCAAUGAGGCGGAGGAGGAGGACGACGAUGCGGCAAUGGCAACAGAGCUGGAAGCGUUGGACAAGGAGAUGCUGCUGGCCCACUCUCCGCCGGUGGACGUCAUGGUCCGGACAAGUGGUGUGCACCGGCUAUCUGACUUCAUGCUGUGGCAGAUCACUCCCUCUACUACAAUGCACUUUGUGCCGACCUAUUGGCCCGUCUUUGGGAUGAGGGACAUGCUGCCGAUUUUGCUAGACUGGCAAGCCCACCAAUUCCGCAAGUGGCUGUGGGGAAUGGACGGAGGGGUUCUGCCGAAUACUUCGUCGUGUUGAGUAUAGUGUUGCGUUCACAUUGUCACCCAUUUACAUACAAUAGACGAGCAUCUCUGCGUAGCGCUGCU